This is a messenger RNA of Myxocyprinus asiaticus (Chinese sucker), 3471 nucleotides long. It is a transcript of the gene traf3ip2a, whose product is annotated as TRAF3 interacting protein 2a. The transcript is spliced from 10 exons. The record is from RefSeq and is a predicted model, not a curated record. Bases 116 to 1435 code for a protein of 439 amino acids. Gene Ontology annotation, biological process: positive regulation of canonical NF-kappaB signal transduction; humoral immune response. Lineage: Eukaryota; Metazoa; Chordata; Actinopteri; Cypriniformes; Catostomidae.
CUAACUUGUACUGAAGAGCAACGUUUCCUCGAAGAAACGAAAGCAAGGUGAGCUGUUGGGGCGCGGACAAUCUCGAGACAGGUGUUGUGGAUUGUUACAUUGAUUGAAAAGCACAAUGGAGUCCUUUCCAGGCUGUUGUCCACAUCAAAGUAUCCCUGUUGAGACCGAUGAGUCCAUGACCUUGUCCUCUCUCAAUCUGGUGUGGCCAGCAUGCUCCCAGUGUCAGUCGCACAACCCUGACCUGAGUGAGAUGCCCAGAGCUGGUAGAUGCAUCCCAGACUGUGAUGUAAGCAGACUUGAUUACCGAGAAGUAUGCUGUGGGGUUCGUCCCAAAGAUUUAAUGGUCAGUUCAGUCACCAAACUGUCCCUAAGUGAUUCACGACACACAGAGAACUCUGCAGGCCUGCCCAGUCUAUACCUUCCUCGGGGUUCAGGAAGAGACCCUCAGAAACUAGACGCAGAAUAUCUGAGCGAAGAUUUCUUAAGUCUGAACCUUAAAAAUCGCUGCAUUUCCCCUGUCCCACAUUCACACCUCCAAAACCCUGUGAGUGAAGAUGAAGAGAGUCUGGAAAAACCUAGUUCUCUUCGCUCUGACGGAGGGCAGAAUUUGUACAGACAUUCUCCACCAAAACAGCCGGGAUACUACGGUCUGCCUGUUAAUGGUCAGUACACACCAGAGGUUUUUUACCACGAGCAGUGUAUGCCUGAGCAGCCUGCAAAUUAUCCACAACCUAACCAUCUAAUGUACCAUCAGCCCCUACCUGAGCAUGUGAGGUACCAUGCUCGGAACAGACGUGCGGCUCCUGUGAGGGGCCCUCAUAUCACACCCCGUCAGAGCACGGCCCCUGUGAGAGAGCUAAUGUCAGAGGUGUGUGUCCACUCAUACCAACCAGCUGCUGCGGGCCAACCCCAAGCACUGACACGCACCAUCAGUCUGCCUGAUGACUGUAGAGAUGUUUUUAUAACAUACUCUGUGGACACUGCAGCAGAGUUGAUGCCCUUCGUGAGUUUUUUGAUAAAUCAAGGAUUCAGACCGGCUAUUGAUAUAUUUGAGGACGGAGUUAGACAAAUGGACAUCAACAAAUGGAUGGACAGUUUUCUAAAAAAUAAGUCAGUGCUGAUCAUCGUAGUUAUCAGUCCAAAGUAUAAGAUAGAUGUUGAAGGAGAUGGAUCUGAUCAACAUGGACUACACACCAAGUACAUACACAAACAGAUGCAAAAUGAAUUCAUUCAGCAGAGAUGUCUGAACUUCAGACUGGUGCCAGUGAUGUUUCCCAAUGCUAACGAGAGUCAUGUUCCGCUGUGGUUGCAGAGCACUCGUCGGUACCGGUGGCCUGAAGAUGCUAAAGACCUGUUACUGCGUUUACUUAGAGAAGAGAAAUACAUCAUCCCUCCAAUGGGCAAAGAGCUUACACUCACCAUCAAACCCCUAUAAUGGUGAAGCUCACAAAAAAAAGAAAAAAAACAUGUCCAGGUCAUCCCAAAAUCAAAAAUAAGAAAAAAGAAUAUACAUUUUGUUUAAAGAAAUAGUUCACCCAAAAAUGAUAAUUCUUUUAGAAUUUACUCGUGCAGUCUUACGCCGUUUCAAAUUCGUAUGACUUUCUUUCUUCUGCGGAACACAAAGAAAGAUAUUUUGAUGUGGAGAUAGGAUGUGAAUAUAUCCACACAAUGUAAGUCAAUGGGGUCCAUCAUUUUAAGCUCAAAAAUGGGCAUAAAGGUAAUCCAUAGGACUCAAGGGACAUCUGCAGCCUCUUUGGUGUGAUGAUGAUUUGAAGCUCGAUUACACUUCAGCUGUACACAUGCUCUCUCCAUGAGCUUCAAGUCAUGAUUGCACCAAAGAGACUGCAGAUGUCAAGAUUUAUAGUGAACAAGGAGGUUGGGUCAUUUUGGUCCGUUCUCAUCCAAAACCGAUUGUAUUGCUUCAGAAGACGCGGAUUAAAUCACUUGAGUCGGAUGGAUUACCUUUUUGCUGCCUUUAUGUCCUUUUUGGAGCUUGAAAAUGUUAGACACCAUUUAAUUAUAUAUAUAUUUACAUUACAUUUACAUUUAUUCAUUUGGCAGAUGCUUUUAUCCAAAGCGACUUACAAAAGAGGAAAACAUAUAUAUGUACAGUACUGUGCAAAAGUUUUAGGCACUUGUGAAAAACUUUCAAAGUGAGGAUUUCUUAAAAAAAUUAUGACACAAAUAGUUUUCAUUUAUCACUUAAUGUUAUACAAAGUCCAGUAAACAGAAAAAGAGCUAAAUCAAUAUUUUGUGUGAACACUUUUUUUGUCUUCAAAACAGCACCAAUUCUCCUACUUACACCUGGACACAGUUUUUCUUGGUUGUUGGCAGAUAGGAUGUUCCAAGUUUCUUGGAGAAUUGGCCACAGUUCUUGUAUCUAUUUAGGCUGUCUCCAUUGCUUCUGUAUCUUUAUGUAAUCUCAGACUGACUCAAUGUUCAGUGGGGGGGCUCUGUGAGGGCCAUGCCAUCUGUUGCAGGGCUCCCUGUUUUUCUAUUCUAAUCUAUUUGCAAAAGGAAUGUUUGGGAGUAUAAAAUGUAUAUUUCCUAUUGACACUAAAGUAGCAGAUAUAAAUAACCAUCUUAAGACAAACGUCUUUGUGAAACAUCUUAGACUUUUGCAGAGUACUAUAUACACUACCGUUCAAAAGUUUGGGGUCAGUUGCCUGAAAUGUUUCUCAUGAUCUUAAAAGUCUUUUGAUCUGAAGGCAUAUGCUUAAAUGUUUGAAAUUAGUUUUGUAGACAAAAAUAUAAUUGUGCCAACAUAUUUAUUUAAUUACAAAAUGAAAAUUUUAUAAAAAAUAAAAAAAAAAGGUUUUUGAAAUGGAUGACUUGGGCUGAAUAAUUAAGAAAAGCAGCCACUAAGUGCCCAACAUAGAUGGGAACUCCUUCAAUACUGUUUAAAAAGCAUCCCAGGGUGAUACCUCAAGAAGUUGGUUGAGAAAAUGUCAAGAGUACAUGUCUGCAAAUUAUAUAUAUAUAUAUAUAAAGAAUGAGUGUUUCAAAACUUUUGACCGGUAGUGUAUAUGGAUAUAUUGUCAUCAUACAUCUAUGAAAAUAUCUUUGUUUGUGUUCCGUAGAAGAAAGAAUGUCAUUCCAGUUUUAGACGGCAAAUGAUAAAUGAGAGAAUAGUCAUUUAUGGGUGUUUUAGGACCAUUAAGUUUUUUUGCGCUGUGACAUUUAUUUUCAUGACAAUCAAGCACAUUUUCAGUGUAAUCCAAAGAUUCACAUUACUGAAAUGCAUCCGGAUAUUUUACUUUGAAAUUGUUUUCGUAAUUCCCAUUAUUCUUAACUGUAUUAGAUGAAACAGUUACAGUAAUACAGUGACUUUUUUUCUCAUUUAAAUCAGCAUAAAUUAAAGGCAGUACAAAUAUUGCCAUGAUGUAUAAAUACUUCAAAAUUUAAAAAAUGCAACAUUUUUUUAUUCUAAUUAGUGUCAUGUCAAAAAAUAAAAUAUCACAGUAAAGAGAA